This is a messenger RNA of Ostrinia furnacalis (Asian corn borer), 1089 nucleotides long. Its product is annotated as lipase member H-like. Gene Ontology annotation, molecular function: serine hydrolase activity; lipase activity. Lineage: Eukaryota; Metazoa; Arthropoda; Insecta; Lepidoptera; Crambidae. Bases 18 to 1046 code for a protein of 342 amino acids. The record is from RefSeq and is a predicted model, not a curated record. The transcript is spliced from 6 exons. Gene Ontology annotation, biological process: lipid catabolic process.
AAAACCAAUGUCACCGGAUGAUCGGUGUAGUUCAUUAUAAGCCAUUAUUAGGAAAUAUGAGGUAUCUAGCUCUCUUAUCCGUCGUUAUAGCAGCUGUUGCUGCGAACGUUAUUAAAGACCCAACUGCGGGUUACAAGGAAGGAGACAGAUUUUUCUAUUUCCCUGGUGAUGGAGACGACACUCUUCACCUGGUGGACACUGAAGAGUUUGUAGACCACGAGUUCAUCAGGAGUUACACUAGGAACCCCAACAACAAUGGAUACUGGCUGUUUACCAGAGCCAACCCAACGACUGCUCAAGUCAUUGAAAUAUUCAAUGCCAACUCGCUCCUCAACUCCAACUUUGACAGCUCUAAGCCUAUCAAGGUUCUAGCUCACGGUUGGAACGGCGAUGGAUCAAAUUCCAUGAACAGACAACUGACUGAAGCCUUCCUCCAAGACGGUGACUACAAUGUUUUCGUACUUGACUGGCGUCGACUAGCAAACCGCAACUAUCUGACUGCGAAGAAUGGAGUCCCAGCUGUGGGCAGAGGCCUGGGCCAGUUCCUCAGCUGGCUCGUGUCUCUGGGCGCUUCUUACGACAACAUGCACCUUGUCGGCUUCAGUCUUGGCGGUCAUCUCGUUGGUAACGCCGGACGGGAAACUGGUGCUCAAAUUAGGAGAGUGACCGCCCUGGACCCUGCUGGCCCUCUAUGGAGUUACGACCGCGAGCGUGUCGGCCCGGCUGACGCGAGAUACGUCGAAGUGAUCCACACCAACACCUUCUUCCUCGGGUACACUGACCCUUGUGGUGACGCUGACUUCUACCCCAACGGAGGCAGCAGCAUGCCUGGAUGCUUGACCAACAACUGCUCUCACGGUAGAGCCGUGGAGUACAUGGUCGCUUCCAUCAGACACAACCACUUACAUGCCAACGAGUGCGGUACCUUGAGAGACGCCACCCGGAAUCGUUGCACUGGGCCGUUAUACCCUAUGGGUAACAGCGACUUGAACAAGUCUGGAUCUGGUAUUUUCCGAGUCAACACCGGCAGAAGCUACCCAUUCUAAAAUCACUAUAUCAAGAUUAAUAAAUAAAUCAAUAGUUUUACUU